AAUGGGCAAAUACCCUUUUUUGGGAAAUUAAACAUUCGUUUGCCCUCUUUCUGAAACUAAAUAGGGAAUUGCCCCUCUUUUGUAACUCGACAAUAGAGAAAUCGAGUUUUAAUGAAUAACUUGAUAUUUGUAUAGUCGAGUUAGUCUGACCCUUCGAAUUUUUCCCAAUAAAAAAAUGUUUGUGUAGACGGUCAUAACUCGGGAAACUGGAAAUCGAGUUAUUUUCAGCGGUUUGAAUCAAUAGGACCCUAACGUCUCACAACGCUAUUCAGUCACUCGCUCUCCCUGUACACUCUCUUUCCCUCGCUCUCUGCCAUCACUCUCUCUCCACACUCUGUCUCUCUCGCUCUGCGAUCAGGCUUCCCCACUCUUCCUCGAGUCUCCAUUAGUCGUCGUUGGUUCCCGCCGCCGCUGAUUACAGAUAUGCAGGCACUAGAUAGAGUGCGGCCUGGACCCGAUGUGGAUACCCAGUUGGCCCAGCAGCCGAAUCAUCGGUCAAGUCCACUUUGGAGGUGCGCCGCUGACGAGGAGGCGCCUGGCAUGAUAAAGGUUCGACGCCGUAAAUGUGUAUUGCCACAGGGUGGGUUAGAUCCACGUAUCAUGCAACACAUAGAUGCAGCAGGGUUGACUGGUUUAUUCAAGGUUCCUGAUAUGGAGGUCGACCACGCCUUGAUCACGGCGUUGGUUGAGCGGUGGCGUCCGGAGACGCACACGUUCCACUUACCCCAUGGAGAAAUGGGUAUCACCUUGCAAGAUAUGGAGGUGAUGCUGGGGCUUCCGGUGGAUGGGUUGCUUGUCACUGGGAAGACAGACUACAAAUGGAGUGAGCUGUGCGAACAGUUGUUGGGCCAUAAACCUCCACCCCCGAUACCAAACUCAAACAAGUCUACCCUUGCUGGGGCGAGGAUAAGAUACACCUGGCUUGAUGCACAGUUUGCCGAUCCCUUAGUUGUGGAUGCUGCUGACGAAGUCGUGCAGCAACAUGCCCGCUACCACUUACUUGUACGGAUGGGGGCCCUCUUGUUCAUGGACAGGUCUGCGGACCGGGUCUCAUUGCUGCCUCUGCAGUUGCUCAACCCAGUCAGCAAUGCGAGACGGUAUAGCUGGGGUAGUGCAGCAUUGGCCUGGCUGUAUAGGCAACUUUGUGGUGCAUCGAAGAAGGAUGCGAUGCAGAUUGGAGGAGCACUCUUGUUGGUGCAGUUAUGGGCCUAUUCAAGGUUCCCACAAUUAUGCCCUGUUGUGAGGCCGCCUCUACCGCCAGUGCACUCAGGGCCCCUUGCCAUUAGGUGGAGCGGGCCAAAAUGCACCGCAGAGCAUGCCACACACGUCCUUACUGCGUACCGGGCGUCACUGGCUACAGUACGGGCCGAGCAGAUUGUAUGGGAGCCGUACACGCAUACGCUAGGCUCCCUACCUGCGUAUUGCACUGCUGGGCAGCAUAUUUGGAGGGCCGAGGUGCCGUUGAUAUUCUUUUGGAUAGUGGAGUGGCAUCAUCCUGAGCGAGUCCUCCGUCAGUUUGGGAUGAAGCAACCAGUUCCAAGUGUCGUGGAUACGUCGACUACCCUUCACAAGAUAUCCCUUCAGGGUAAAUGGGAGAAGAACUGGGAGGUAGAACAUGAUCCCUUUAUUCGGCAAUGGGCCAACCGAGUGAAUGUAGUUCGCGGGUCCGAUCUCCUAGACGAUGAUGAUACGUAUCUCGUUGAGUACAUGAUGUGGUACAAUCGCCACACAAGGCGGUACAUAACACCAGAGUCUGCGUAUUGGGAACUCAUGGUUCGGACGAUGAUUAGGUCUAUACAGAGGUGCGAUGAAGGUUCUGACAUGCACACUGACCUUACAUUUACACUAGAGCUUGUGGAGGAGCUAGGCCGACUUAAAUUGGCGAAUGCGCUUGCAGAAGCAGUUGACAUUGAUACACAGGCCCCAGUUCGUGGCGGGCAACGUGGUGGGUCUCGUGGGGGUGGACAUCGUGGAGGUGGUCAAGCUGGUCGCAGCCGUACGACCGAGUCGGCUCCCAUCUACGAGGAAGGGAAUGAGGAGGGUGUAGAAGAGGCAUGGCUUGGCACUGAUUGGGUACUGUCUGAUGACGACGGCAGGACACCGUGAUGCACGCCUGGCGAUGGUGCUGGGCCAUCCCAUAGCGUCGAUCAUCAAGGCACUGUUCCAGCCCACACUACAUCCCAUGGUGGUAGCACGGACUUUGAGGGCCCUCCUCGUAUGUCGCCCCCAGUUUUCAGUGGAUCUGCCCAUGAUGGUGGAUGCAUAUUUGUCCCCACACCAGGCAUGCCCACCCCACCUCUAAGCAUGUGGACCCCACCAUGUCAGCUCCAUCUCAAACCGCCCACGAAGAGGCUGUACAGAUUGAGCAGAUACCGGCUGAGGACAUUGAGCCGGUGGAGGCUUUGCGGAGAUCGCGACGCCCGCGUGCGCAUGCUCCCGAUUGCGGGACCGGUGAUGGUAAGAUUAGACCUGUCAGGGCAUAUGGGCGGAAACGAAAAGAUCAUUAAAUGCCUUAGUGUAUGCUUAUACUUCCUGCCUAUAGGUGACUGCAUAGUUACGUUUCACUUUUCUUCUAAAGUCGUAUUUUUUUUUUUAGACCUAACUGCAAUGGUGGACACGAAAAGGCCAUUGAGCUGGAUUGUCCUUGUGUGCUUAUUCUUCAUGUGUAUAGGUGACUGGAAUAAGCAUGCAAAAUGUUCUACUAAUUGGGGAGAAUCUUGGUGGCUGUGCAUCUAUUUCUGGAUCAUUGCUUGGGGAGAAUACUGGCUGUCAAUGUGUUUGUUGUCAAGAAAUUGAUAUUUUGGAGAAAACCCAUAAGGUGUAUUGUAUUUAUUGAUGUAUUAGGAAGUUUUUCUGCACUUGGAGUUUUGAUUGCAAUUUGACAAAUGUCUGGAUUGGUAUUCAUUUGAAGCCAAACUUUCUUGUGUUUUUGUAUGUUGUUAGCUACAGUAAAGUGGGUUGUAAGAGAGUAAUUUGUUUUUUUUAUUUUUGUUAUUUUUGUGAGAAACAAAUGUGUGGUAUUGUUGAUAAGCAAGAAGAAGUAAUUUGAUACUUUCUGUAAAAGAGUUUGAUGACGAAGUUUAUGCGGAUCAAUGGCAGAACCAACUCCUUUGUAGCAAAUCAUUUAUCCGAGUCUCUACAAUGCUUGGCUAGCACAUUAAGACGUUGGAGAAGUGGCCAACCUUCAGAAUCCUGGGAGGCUCAUAAGGCAGCAAUCCAAGCACUCAUAAAGCUGCCUUCAGGCGAGCUUGUUACAGGUUCAAGUGAUACAACUUUAAAACUUUGGAGAGGAAGCAAAUGUACACAUACUUUUGUUGGGCAUACAGAUCAAAUAUAGGCUGAUGCACUUGUUCUGAGGGGGAUCAGUUGCACAUUUGAGGAAGGGCACAAAAUACGUAUUGUUGGCAGAAUUGGCAGUGGCAAGACCACUCUCAUAGAGAUGAACCUGUUUUGUCCAGUGGAGCUAGCUAGAGGGAAGAUAUAGUAAUGUAUCUAUUGAAACCUGUAGUAUUCCAUGUAAUGUUCACUUUUUACGUAACUUUUAAAUUUUAAGUGUUCAUUUUUUUUCUAAUUCAGAAUAAUAUUACAAGGUACAUCAUAAUUUUAGGGUUUUA
This is a messenger RNA of Quercus robur (English oak), 3614 nucleotides long. Its product is annotated as serine/threonine-protein phosphatase 7 long form homolog. Lineage: Eukaryota; Viridiplantae; Streptophyta; Magnoliopsida; Fagales; Fagaceae. Bases 424 to 2106 code for a protein of 560 amino acids. The record is from RefSeq and is a predicted model, not a curated record. The transcript has 10 exons. Gene Ontology annotation, biological process: meristem maintenance; meristem development.